This is a messenger RNA of Jatropha curcas, 1414 nucleotides long. Lineage: Eukaryota; Viridiplantae; Streptophyta; Magnoliopsida; Malpighiales; Euphorbiaceae. The record is from RefSeq and is a predicted model, not a curated record.
UGUGUAAUGUCAUAUAGGUGGUAAAACUUUAGAACACGAAGCUCAAUUAUCACUGGUUCCUGUCCAUGUUGUUACUGAGGCUUCUCAACUCCCAGCUGAGUUCCUUAACCCUUCACCUGAGAAGCAAUUGAUCAUCGGGUUUGACUGUGAGGGUGUUGACCUGUGUCGACAUGGGACCCUUUGUAUUAUGCAGCUUGCAUUUCCAAAUGCUAUAUUUUUGGUUGAUGCCAUUCAGGGUGGAGAGGUGCUUAUUAAAGCAUGUAAGCCUGCACUUGAAUCUAGUUACAUCACAAAAGUUAUUCAUGAUUGCAAGCGAGAUAGUGAGGCAUUGUACUUUCAGUUUGGCAUCAAAUUGCACAAUGUUUUUGACACUCAGAUUGCCUACUCUUUGUUAGAGGAGCAAGAAGGACGGACUAGAGUGACAGUUGACUAUAUAUCUUUUGUUGGUCUCCUUGCAGAUCCACGCUAUUGUGGCAUUUCAUAUUUGGAGAAGGAAGAGGUCCGUAUUCUCCUUAGACAGGACCCUAACUUCUGGACAUACAGACCAUUAUCUGAAUUGAUGAUCCGUGCAGCUACGGAUGAUGUUCGCUUUCUUCUCUAUAUCUAUCAUAAUAUGAUGGAGAAACUAAACCAAAGAUCAUUGUGGUAUCUAGCAGUUCGUAGUGCAUUGUACUGCCGAUGUUUUUGCAUCAAUGCAAAUGAUUAUGCUGAUUGGCCUCCUGUCCCUCCUAUUCCAGAUAACCUUGUAGGCAUGGGUAAUGAUCCUGAGGAGGAAAUCCUUUCAAUUCUUGAUGUUCCCCCUGGAAAGAUGGGACGUGUCAUUGGAAGAAGAGGGGCCUCCAUUUUGUCAAUAAAGGAAUCUUGCAAUGCCGAAAUUUUCAUUGGAGGUUCAAAGGGUCCUCCCGACAAGGUAUUCAUAAUCGGACCAGUGAAACAGGUGAGGAAAGCAGAGGCCAUGUUGAGGGGGAGGAUGCUGGAACUAUAUUAGGGAACAUUGUUUGUCAUGCAUCCCUUCAACAGAUAACAAAUUCCAAUCCAUAGAAUUUGUGUUUAAAUUUCCCAAAUCAUUGCCUGUCUAUCUAAUUUACUAUGAUCUAUCAUUUACCCGUUUAAAUAGAUGCUGGUUUCAUACAGUUAUUAAACAUCAUAUUGCUGUUUGAGAUAGGCUUAGAUGAAGAGAAUUUGAGAAGCUAAACUGUUAGUUGCAAAACCCUAAGCCUGUCAUGGGUUGCUUUCUUCAAGAUGUGAUGAUGAUUGGCUCAGGGUAGAACUGGUUAAAUCCAGCUUUUACUUGUACUAAUAUGCAUUGCGGGCUCACGGUGGGUUCAGCCAGACGGUUGGUUGCUUCCACAUUUCAUUAUAAGAAAUGUGAAUCAUCUCUAGAUUUAAAUUCCAUUGCAGUUACUUUCAUGCU